Messenger RNA from Brettanomyces nanus, 480 nucleotides. RefSeq lists its product as uncharacterized. Lineage: Eukaryota; Fungi; Ascomycota; Pichiomycetes; Pichiales; Pichiaceae. Gene Ontology annotation, cellular component: plasma membrane. Gene Ontology annotation, molecular function: acetate transmembrane transporter activity. The record is from RefSeq and is a predicted model, not a curated record. Bases 1 to 480 code for a protein of 159 amino acids. The transcript has 2 exons.
AUGUCCGGUUCUGAAUCCUUUAAUCCCGACAUCGAGAAAUACCCUGACACUAAUGGUCCGGCUAUUGGAGCUUCCAUCCAAAAUGUUGCUACUGCUCAAAGCAAAGCUAUAACCUUCCACCAUGACAGAGACAAUAUCUAUAUUAAUGAGGUUCCUAUCAAUAAAGAUGAAUUCUUGUAUGCCUUUGGAGGCACUUUAAAUGUUGGUGUUAGAAAGGCCACCCCCCAAUCCAAGGAGUACGGUGACCCCGUCCCCGCUGGUUUGGCAGCUUUCAGUUGCACUGUUGUUUCCUUGGGCUUGGUUAUGAUGCACGCAAGAGGUGUUACUGCAGCAAAUGCCUUGCUAGCUGGAGUAUUGGGUUUCUAUAAUAUGUAUGCAGGUUUGGCAGACAAGACCAACUCUUAUUACACGGUUCAGCCAUGGUUCCUGCCACAUGCUGCAACACCAGAUGCUGCAACACCAGAUGAAAAGCAAGAUUGA